Neltuma alba is the source of this 1122-nucleotide messenger RNA. Its product is annotated as putative cysteine-rich receptor-like protein kinase 32. Gene Ontology annotation, biological process: defense response to bacterium; protein phosphorylation. Gene Ontology annotation, cellular component: plasma membrane. The transcript is spliced from 6 exons. The record is from RefSeq and is a predicted model, not a curated record. NCBI's taxonomy places the organism in Eukaryota, Viridiplantae, Streptophyta, Magnoliopsida, Fabales, Fabaceae. Gene Ontology annotation, molecular function: protein serine/threonine kinase activity; ATP binding. The annotation marks the transcript as partial.
UUCGGCUUCUGUUACUGGAAGAUUAAGAAGAGCAAGACUUAUAAGGAGAUUUUGAAGAAAAACUUUGGAAGCGAAGGAGCCACAUUAGAGUCAUUGCAGUUCAAUUUGGCAACAAUUGAAGCUGCAACAGAUAAGUUCUCGAUUGAAAAUAGAAUAGGCAAAGGUGGAUUUGGAGAAGUCUACAUGGGCAUUCUUCCUGACGGUUGCAAAAUAGCAGUAAAGAGAUUGUCAGAAAAUUCUAGUCAGGGAUUAUUAGAAUUCAAGAAUGAGGUUCUACUAAUUGCCAGACUUCAACAUAGAAACCUGGUGGCAUUAUUAGGAUUUUGCUUAAAAGAUCAAGAGAAAAUACUUAUUUAUGAAUACGUUCCCAACAAGAGCCUUGAUUACUUUUUAUUUGGUUCACAAAAGUCAAGAGUGUUAAAUUGGUUGGAGCGUUAUAAAAUUAUAGAAGGAAUUGCUCGAGGAAUUCUUUAUCUCCAUGAACAUUCACGUCUAAAAGUAAUACAUCGAGAUCUCAAACCUAGCAAUAUUUUGCUAGAUGAUGAAAUGAAUCCAAAAAUUUCUGACUUUGGCAUGGCAAGAAUGGUUGGUAUUAAUGAAACUAGAGGAAACACAAAUAGAAUUGUUGGAACAUUGGGCUACAUGUCUCCAGAAUACAUUAAGUUUGGACUAUUUUCUGAGAAAUCAGAUGUUUACAGUUUUGGAGUCAUUGUCUUAGAAAUUAUAAGUGGAAAGAAUAUACACUCGCAAUGUGAAUCUCAUGAAUCUCAAUAUACUGGCAGACUCUUAAGUGAUGCUUGGAAGCAUUGGAGGGAUGAAAGAUUGACAGCUAUAUUGGAUUCGAAUCUGACAGAAGCUGGGUCACAUGGUGAAAUAAUCAAAUGCAUCCAUAUCGGCUUGUUGUGUGUCCAGGGAAAUCCGGGAGCAAGGCCUUCCAUGAAUAAAGUUAUUCAAUAUCUGAAUAAUGAUUCAAUGCAAUUGCCAAUUCCUCAAGAACCAGCAUUCUUCAUCCACAGUCAAAUGGAACCAGCAGCAACCAGUAGAGAAAUGGAGGCUCCACCUGGCAACCACAAUCAAUAUUCCAUCAACAAAAUGUCAGAGAGUAUAAUAUCUCCUCGCUAG